Molecule: messenger RNA, 1259 nt
Organism: Camponotus floridanus (Florida carpenter ant)
Lineage: Eukaryota; Metazoa; Arthropoda; Insecta; Hymenoptera; Formicidae
Product: dynein regulatory complex subunit 5
Exons: 8
Coding region: 1-1131 (376 amino acids)
Biological process (GO): activation of GTPase activity; nucleocytoplasmic transport
Cellular component (GO): perinuclear region of cytoplasm; cytosol; nucleus
Molecular function (GO): GTPase activator activity; small GTPase binding
Source: RefSeq, a predicted model, not a curated record
AUGGCGACGAUUAUAUUGCGAGCGCCACUUAGCCGAAUAUCUGGAAACUUUGGAAGCGAGCUACUUCGAGGCUCAAAGAGAGGAAUAAAACAGGUAAAGCGAGUUAAUGCGGAGAAUAGCGAAUCUACCUUAGAGGAGGACAUCGUGCAUCAUAUUCCCAUGGCAAUUAUACUGCCGCAAUUCCCGCAUCUCACCGAAAUUUACCUCAACUUUGGUAUGAUCUACAUGGACGACGGUUUUGAGUGGCGGGAUUUCGAAUUCUCGCUGGAGGAUUGCAUAAGUUUGGGGGAAGGAAUUAAAGCCAGCCCGAAAUUGAAGAAAUUCAGUUUAACCCGCAGCAACUUGGAUCGCCCACGAAUCGCCGCUAUUCUUCAAGGAAUGGUGUCGAACGAUAACAUCGAAGAACUGGAUGUGUCGCAUUGCAAGUUGAUGGACACCGGCGCCCACGCAGUGGGUGAAUUUCUGUCGAUGCAUCGGAAAUUGAAAACUCUGUAUUUGACGAACAACAGCAUAGGACCGAUCGGAAUGGCUGGCAUCGUUCAUGGAAUAUUGAAAGCCAGCUCGACUGCUCUGAAAAAUUUGGACUUCAGACUGAACCCUCUGCAAGACGAGGGAGCUGAUCACGUAUGUGCUCUUCUAGUGAGAAACAAAACGUUGGAAACUUUGAAUAUCAGCGGCUGUGAAUUAGGAUCUGAAGCCGGCAUAGCGCUUGCAGGAGUCCUUUCUUCCGGCUGCGUGAAACUUGAAAUCCUAUCUCUCGAUAUAUCGAACAACGAUUUUGGAUUAACUGCUGGGGAGUCAUUCGAAGCGGCCGUGGCCUCCUGCUCGUACAUUAUCCAUUUGGAUGGUCGAAUGUGCAAUUUCUCGAAAGAAUCGGAGUACUCGAUCAAUGAGAGGGCGUACAGGAAUAAACAAAAUAUGAAAAAGGAAAGGAACAGAGCAACGUUUUCUCUAAGACACGUCCAUAAUUCAUCUAGCGCCAAGAAUCUGCAACAACAUCCGGAAGUUGGGUCGUCAUUCUCAGAGUCGACGAGCAUUGUGAAUCAUUUUACUGGCAGACAAAUCGAUGUCGAUGAGGUAGAAAUGAUGAAAUCAAUUCUCAAGACUUGGCGUAGAAACAAUCCCGCCUAAUAAGGGAAGCAGACGAGGUCUCUCGUUUAUGGAAAAUUUAAGACACCAUUUGGCAGCAAAACCACGAGCGACGCAUCCAGCAGAGUUUUCAGAUAAAAAGCGAUCGCAUACAGGCUCCGUAUCCAUGG